Verruconis gallopava is the source of this 1599-nucleotide messenger RNA. RefSeq lists its product as uncharacterized. The transcript has 2 exons. NCBI's taxonomy places the organism in Eukaryota, Fungi, Ascomycota, Dothideomycetes, Venturiales, Sympoventuriaceae. The record is from RefSeq and is a predicted model, not a curated record. Gene Ontology annotation, biological process: tRNA wobble uridine modification. Gene Ontology annotation, cellular component: elongator holoenzyme complex. Bases 16 to 1077 code for a protein of 353 amino acids.
AUUUUCACACAGACCAUGACAUCAACUUCGCGGAUUCCGCAACACCUUGCACCGUACAUUAAUAAUGUGCCUAAUGAUAGUUUAAUAUUGCUCACAAACACACUGAGCAACAGCACGAAUUGGCUUGUGGUGCGCUACCUUUGUGGUGCAUUGAGCAAUGACGCAUCGAACCUGGGGAGAUCCCUUUCUCAAGUAGAGUCGGGAAAUCCCACCGCUGCGGACGCGCAAGAUAGGCAAGAUGUAGGUGUGAUACUUGUGAGCUGGAUGCGGGACUUUGACUUCUGGAAAGCCGAAACCCGUAGGACAGGAGGACUUGAUCUAGCCUCUCUGUCGCAAAAAAAGAAAUUCAUCUAUAUAGAUGGGCUGUCCUCGUCGAUGCCGACGGUCUCUACGAGCCCGGCGACUCAAAUCCGGGAUACACACGUACUGAAGCAGCCUUUCCCAUCAGUUCGAACCACACUUCCAGCGAGAGGUCCUCCACCUCCAGUGCAGACACCGGUGCAGGCUGCUUCAGCGACACAGUCAACUCUGCCGGCUACCAAACUCGCCAUAAAUUUACCUUCUACAGACCUGAAAAACGUCCGCGCUGCGAUCGAGUCCGCGAUAGCUUCUCUUAACACAUCCUCUACGCUGCUCAUCCUGGACGCACCAGACAUGAUCCUCGCGCUUCGGAGUUCCACGUCGUGUGCCUCAAGCUCCUCUUUAUCCUCUGCACUGCAGUCGAUGAUCCUCUCCCUGCGUCUCAACUCCCGUGUCCACGCUACGGUCCUAAAUCUCUCCUCCGACGUAGUCCCCCUGCCUUCUGCCAGACCUGAACAGCACAUACCCUCUCAGCUAGAGACCGACAGUCAGGCAUUUCUUGUGGGGAUGGCCCACUCUGCCGAUCUAGUCAUCAGCGCAAGAGGCCUAGACACUGGUGCUGCGGGUGACGUUGGGGGUGUGCUGAGGGUUACGAAGGGUGGGGCGUACGAGGAUGAGAACGAAGGAUUCAAAGAGUGGAAGGAGCAAGAACUGUUGUACUUAGUCAAGACAGACGGGAGUGCUAAAGUGUGGGAAAGAAGUGCUGGCGUUGGCUGAGACAUGUGAUUGUCUUGCAAGCUUUCUGAAGGCAGUUGCGGUUCUUUCCUGGCCUGAGGCACCUCCGGAAAGGGCUACAUAUUACCAUUGGCUUUAUCUUAAUUCUCGCCGAAGGAUCCAUACGAACAACUGUACGCGCGUGAUAUACUGCGGCAUUGUGUUACCCUCGAUCGAUCUUGAUCACACCGUUACGAGACAAUACAAGCAGAUCCAGAGCCGCUAGGUCAUCUACGACUCUCAUAAGAAAUAGGCUUAUGGGCGUUGACCUUCAAAUUAUGUAGUACAGAAAUGUUGCAAAUGCAAACAUUUGCCAAUGGCUUGAUUGACGGCUUCGAAACUAUGGAAAAGCAGAGGAUUUCGUGAAUUGUUGCCUAAGUUCUACCGAACGCAGGUGAUGGUUAUGCUUGUUUACAAAUACAUGGACUCGAGUGUCUUAGAUCAAAACCACAUAAAUUUAGUCUGUAUAUUCUUACCACAGCAUAUACAAGAUAGAUUUUAUGACCCAUCAAGCUAAUAGAUAGG